This is a messenger RNA of Cajanus cajan (pigeon pea), 2342 nucleotides long. NCBI's taxonomy places the organism in Eukaryota, Viridiplantae, Streptophyta, Magnoliopsida, Fabales, Fabaceae. The record is from RefSeq and is a predicted model, not a curated record.
AACCAUAGUGCGGUCUGAAUUGCUUAUUUUUCACGAUUUUGACUGUGAAACACAUUCGACGGCCCUUGGAGAAGCAACAACACAGUGAGACCCUCUUUGCCCAGAAUCGUGUUAUUCAUCACGAAAUCAUAACGAGAACUUGCCAUUUCAAGAGUUUUAUGGUUUAGGGUUUUUUAAGAUUGCAAGAAGAUGGGUUUCAACAUUCAACCCUAUGGGAUUCAAUCCAUGCUCAAGGAAGGGCACAAACACCUUAUAGGUCUCAAUGAAGCGGUUCUCAAGAACAUCGACGCCUGCAAACAACUUUCCACUAUCACUCGAACUUCCCUUGGACCCAAUGGCAUGAAUAAGAUGGUUAUAAAUCACUUGGACAAGCUUUUUGUCACGAAUGAUGCUGCUACUAUUGUGAAUGAACUUGAAGUUCAGCAUCCUGCUGCCAAGGUUUUGGUUUUGGCUGGGAAGGCGCAACAAGAGGAAAUUGGGGAUGGAGCUAAUUUAACUAUUUCAUUUGCUGGGGAGCUCCUGCAGGGUGCAGAGGAACUUAUUAGGAUGGGUUUGCAUCCUAGUGAGAUCAUCAGUGGAUACACUAAAGCAAUCAACAAGACUGUUCAAAUAUUGGAUGAACUGGUUGAGGAUGGUUCAGAGAAUAUGGAUGUUCACGAUAAGGAGCAAGUUCUUUCUCGAAUGAAAGCAACUGUUGCUAGCAAGCAAUUUGGUCAAGAACAUACCAUAUGCUCACUUGUUGCCGAUGCAUGCAUCCAAGUGUGUCCCAAAAACCCUGCAAACUUUAACGUAGACAAUGUCCGUGUUGCAAAGCUCUUGGGAGGGGGCUUGCAUAACAGUACAGUAGUUCGAGGAAUGGUUUUGAAAAGUGAUGUUAUUGGAACUAUAAAGCAAGCAGAAAAGGCGAAGGUUGUUGUGUUUGCUGGUGGUGUUGAUACGUCUGCAACUGAAACUAAAGGGACUGUCCUCAUACAUACAGCUGAACAGCUAGAAAAUUAUUCAAAAACUGAAGAGGCUAAAGUUGAGGAGCUCAUCAAAGUAGUAGCAGAUUCUGGUGCCAAAGUGAUUGUUAGUGGAGGAUCAGUAGCAGAGAUGGCUUUGCAUUUUUGUGAGCGUUACAAACUUAUGGUUCUCAAAAUCAGCUCAAAGUUUGAACUACGUCGAUUUUGCCGAACAACUGGUUUUGUUGCUAUGCUGAAACUUGGCCAACCAAAUCCAGAUGAUCUUGGAUAUGUAGAUUCUGUUUCAGUUGAGGAAAUUGGUGGUGUUAGGGUGAUCAUUGUGAAAAAUGAAGAGGGUGGAAAUUCUGUGGCCACUGUUGUUUUACGAGGAAGUACUGAUAGUAUACUAGAUGAUCUUGAAAGAGCAGUUGAUGAUGGAGUGAACACUUACAAGGUAUUUUCCAAUGUUUUGGACAUGCUGAUUAGUUUGAAAUUGUUGAUCAUUCGGCUUGCAAAAAUGAUAGGUUGUAAGAAGCUAGCAAAUAAAUUCAACCUUAGAAUGAUUCGAGCCAUUGUGUUCCUGUAUAUUAAUGUGAAAGAUUUUUCCUUCAAGGAGACAGGGUUGGAUCAGUAUGCUAUAGCAAAAUUUGCUGAAAGUUUUGAAAUGAUUCCUAGAACUUUGGCUGAGAAUGCUGGGCUAAAUGCAAUGGAGAUCAUAUCUUCUUUAUAUGCAGAACAUGCAUCUGGAAAUGCCAAAGUUGGCAUUGAUUUGGAAGAAGGUGUUUGUAAGGAUGUCUCAACCUUGAGCAUUUGGGAUCUCCAUGUGACUAAGUUCUUUGCUCUUAAGUAUGUCGCGGAUGCUGCAUGCACUAUACUACGGGUGGACCAGGUAAUCAUUUAAAUAAUUGUUCCUAGUCAAUUCCAUAUUGCCACCUAAAUAUGUACCUCCAAAGCACAAUUUUGUUUAGGAAACAAGCUUAGAAACCCGAUUUUUUUAAUAGUUAAUAAAUAUAUUUUUGAAGGAUUAUCCAACUAAUAGUGGGCAAGCUGUAUUGAUGAUGUGGACUUUUCCCCCUUUCUUGCUGUAUCUUGUUCCAUUUAUUUUCAGGGAGAAACUUAGGAAAAUUGCAACCUGUAGUUAAGAGUAAUGUUAAUAAUAUGCAGCUUUUGUAAAUUAGCAACUAUAUUGAAGAGUAUGGGUACAUGAUUAGGGAUGGAAAAACGGGCCAGUUCGGCCCGUUUUGGCCCGUCCCGCUGUUGACCCGCCAAAAACGGGUCGGGCCGGACUGCGGCCCCGCCAAUAUAAAACGGGCUUGAGAUGCUGGCCCGCCCCGCCUAAGGACGGGCAGGCGGGUUGGCGGGCUAGCCCGCAUACAAAAAUAAAAAAAAUAAAAAAAAAGG